Messenger RNA from Danio rerio (zebrafish), 2117 nucleotides. NCBI's taxonomy places the organism in Eukaryota, Metazoa, Chordata, Actinopteri, Cypriniformes, Danionidae. The record is from RefSeq and is a predicted model, not a curated record.
AGCCCUUCACAAUCAGCAAAUCUCACUGUGUACACCAGAGACUGAACAGCAGAGUUGGAUACUAAUAGCCUCACACAGCUACUACAUAGUGACACAGAUCUCAAAGACAAAGACCUGCAUCACGCUAACCCCAAAACACAGUAAAGGGAAGCCGAGAAAAGGAACAAGAAACUAAAAACCAGGCGAGUAGACGAAAACAUCCCAUUGCAUUUCUUUUGUGGUGGAAAACAUCAGGUUAUGGAUCAACUAUUCAUAAAGGAUUCAAGAUUGAGGACAUUUUAUCUUGUAAGCACCUUGGAACAGAGAAGAUGAAGAGCUAACAUCUAGAAACCAACUUCCUGUGCUGGUAGCAAGGUAGCUAUUGAGUAAACCACUUAUGCAAAGCAUCCAGCAUACCUUACUGAGAGGACAAAGUAGGCAAGCUGAUGUGGUUCGCUCAUGCAGAUGCUUACGUGUGAGCACUUGCUGUACUUUGAGAGUAGGAUUACGCAACAUCUGAACGGUAAGACACCAUGUAAUGUAUACACACUGGAUUUGUAUACUUCUUUAUGGAUCUUCUGAGGUUUGACAGAUACACUCACUGUGUUUUAAGCCAAAAGAAUCAUUGAUGAUGACUGAGAGGAGCAACUGCACAAACGAUAGCUUCAAAUAUGUGUUAUACAGCUCUGUUUUCAGCAUUGUCUUCAUCCUCGGGCUGCUCUUCAACAUGGUGGCCAUGUACAUUUUUGUUUGCAGACUAAAAAUGCGCAAUGAGACUACAACCUACAUGAUGAACCUUGUGGUCUCUGACUCCCUUUUCGUCGUUAGUUUGCCUUUCAGGACAUUUUACUUCAUCAACCGCCAAUGGCCUUUUGGUGACGCUCUCUGCAAAAUAUCAGUCACGUUGUUCUACACCAACAUGUACGGCAGCAUCCUCUUCCUCACGUGCAUUAGCGUUGACCGAUUCCUGGCAAUCGUUUACCCUUUCGCAUCAAGAACACUGAGGACCAAGCGUAACGCCAAAAUAGCCUGCGGUGUAAUCUGGGUGGUUCUUCUGUCCGGAGGUCUCACCGCAGGAUUCGUAAUGGACAUCACUUCACAUAAAAACGAGACGUACUGUUUUGAAAACUACUCCAAAUCUCAGUGGAAGUCCCAGGUUUCAAAAGUUGUGGUGUUUAUGGAGACGGUGGGCUUCCUGAUUCCACUAAUGAUCAACUUCAUCUGCUCCGUGAAGGUCUUGCAGACUUUACGCCACCCCGAGACCAUCAGUCGAGGAGGGCAGCUCAACAAAGCCAAGAUCUUACGCAUGAUCGUGGUGCACUUGCUCAUCUUCUGUUUCUGCUUCAUCCCAUUCAAUGUCAAUUUGGUCUUCUAUACCCUGGUCCGAAGUGAGGUUAUACAGAACUGCACCGUGGAGACGGUGGUCCGGACAAUUUAUCCUAUUGCAUUCUGCAUUGCAGUGACUAACUGUUGCUUUGACCCGGUCAUCUAUUAUUUCACCUCAGAGACCAUUCAGAAUUCAAUGAAACGAAAAUCGUACGGUGUACACAAAAACACGUUAAACAACACUAUCGACAACAGUGACUACAAUGGAAGGGGGACGAUUGAUAAAAUCACAUCUCUAACAGCUAAAUUCAUGAUUGAAGAGUCUACAAUAUGACCAAAGAUCAGGCAGCAAAUAGGUUUUAUACCUUUUUUGUACCAGGUUUUCCUCUGACAUUUAGCGAUUGGUUUUGGACAGGAUAUAGCAGACUGAUAACUAUCUGAAAAAUGUCUGUAUAUCUAACUGUCUAUCUGAAAGUUACAAGAAUAAAAUCUGAGUAUCUAUAGAAAGGGUGUUUGUUUACAGCACAAACUCAACAACUGUUAAUGGAUUAUUGAUAUUAUAACUGCAUACAAACUAUGCACACGACUAUGGGCUGAAAAAGAAAAUAUAAAAAUUAGUAUUUCUGAACUAAGUGUUAAAGUUGAGCUUCAAACCUGCUUGCUAUGUGUUAGAAAAGUUAAAAUGGUAGCACUUGUCAGUGAAAUUACAUUUAUUAACAUUAGUUUUAUAUUUUUUAUACUGUAUUUUUUACUGCAUUAGAUUAUCUAGAUCACAUUGUAAGUCUUUAAUAAAAAUAGAGUAAUAAUAUAAA